CAAGUCACAACGCUUCCUUAUAUCCUACCUACUAGGCUACUACUACUACACCCUAAAUUCUAAUAAUAAUAAUAAUAAAUAUAGCAGUUGCUUCAAAUAAGGUUCUAAAUAUGGCAAAGCUCAUCGUGAUCCUCUUUUCUUUAUUCUCUUCGCUUGCAUUGGUGAGACUGGGUAGCUCUGCAUCAAUUUCUCCAGAAGCUUACUGGAAGAAUAAGCUGCCGAACACUCCUAUGCCUAAAACUAUCGAGGAGUUAUUGACCCCAGCUGGAGGUGAACCAAGUGAUACACCACUUAAAGGACUUCAACCAAGUGCGAAAGAAUCAUUAGCCAGCAUCAACGGCUACAAUGGAUUGUUAUCUUACAGUAAAGCCUCUUUGAGAAGUCUCAAUGGUUACAUAGGACUUUUAUCCUACAACAAAAAACAGUCGUUAGCUUCCUCUAAUCCCAACUACUUAUCUUAUGAUAAGCAAGGAUUAGAUUCAAAUAAUCCCAACUAUCUAUCUUACGAUAAACAAGGUCUAAACUCCGAAAAUCCAAACUAUUUAUCUUACAAUAAUAACAAGCAAGGAUUAGAAUCUACCAACGGUUACAUUGGAUUGUUAUCUUACAACAAAAAGGGAUUAGAAUCUACUAACGGCUAUAAUGGAUUGUUAUCUUACAACAAAAAAGGAUUAGAAUCUACUAAUGGUUAUAAUGGGUUGUUAUCUUACAAUAAGAAACAAUUAACAUCUACGAGUGGUGGCUAUGGUAGUUUGUUAUCUUACCAAAAAAAACAUGCUGAUCAUGCCAAAGAAUCGUUCCAUGCAACCAAAGAUCAAGUUUUCUUUGUGGAGAAAAGCCUCAACCUAGGAACAAAGAUGACCUUACACUUCCAAAAGAGCGUGAAAAAAGGUUUCUUCCUACCUCGCGAAGUUUCAAAUAAAAUCCCAUUUUCAUCUAAAAAAGUACAAGAAACACUCCAAAUUCUUUCCUUAGACCCUAAAUCAAACGAAGCUUAUGUUCUCUCAAAGAGGAUUGAGUUAUGUGAGGAGCCUACAGUCGAAGGAGUCGAGAAGAAAUGUGUAACUUCGCUCGAAUCCAUGGUAGACUAUGUAAUCUCCAAGAUUGGUACAAAUGUAAAAGCACUUACAACUGAAGUAGACAAAGAUCACUCAAUGAUGGAGUAUACAAUCAAAGGGAUGAAAAAUCUAGUGAAAAAUGAUCAUGAGACUGUAGUUUGCCAUAAGAUGGGGUACCCUUACGCCGUGUUUUUCUGCCAUAGGACGAAGACAAUAAGGUCUUACAUGGUUUCUUUAGUAGGGAAAGAUGGUACCAAGAUAGAGGCAAUUGCAGCAUGUCAUAAGGAAACUAAUGAAUUCUUAGACAAUUACGCGAAAAAUGUUCUUAAAGUUGUGCCAGGAAGUACCCGUAUCUGCCAUUUCCCAGCUGCUAAGGAUACCAUUAUAUGGGUUCCCAAGUAAAGGAAUUUGAGCUUGUUGAUAGCUUUCUUAAUUUGUUGCUUUACAUUAUACUACCCUUUGUUUAAUUAGUUUGUUGAAAUAAGUUACGAAUUUCGGACCUUAUUGUCUUAAAUUUGUCCUCUUCACCAGUUUAUGUAUUUGUUUGCAUAAAUAUGUAGCUUCACCAGCUUAUUGAGAGUAAAUGAUAAUGGAUGCAAGUUAUGCAAUUUAUGCUAAUUGGUUGUGCAACCAAAUAGCUAGGUUUCAGUCUUA
Messenger RNA from Beta vulgaris subsp. vulgaris (sugar beet), 1712 nucleotides. RefSeq names its product BURP domain-containing protein 2. NCBI's taxonomy places the organism in Eukaryota, Viridiplantae, Streptophyta, Magnoliopsida, Caryophyllales, Amaranthaceae. Bases 111 to 1460 code for a protein of 449 amino acids. The record is from RefSeq and is a predicted model, not a curated record. The transcript has 3 exons.